AUUACGAAUGCACACACCGCAGUAAACCCAUUCGUACGGUAGUGUCCGAUCAAAGCACAAAGCACCACAAUCAUCUUCAAGCCCUAGCGUUCAUAGCUGCAAAUAUUAUCGAUCACUUCCGGAUCCGUGCUUAACGCUUCUCACAACAAACACCAGCCACAAUGGAUGUGCAAGUAGAUGCCAUGGAGCUGGCUCUGCCACCGAUUGAAUCGUUCAAGAACUGCGAGUAUCAUGUGCGUGUUUCGGGCACAACUGAGCUCGAUCGACGCGUUAUGUCAUUUGUGGACAAUCUGUGGGGUUUCGAGGUGACCGGUGGUAUCGAUCAGUUCGAACCACUGACAGUGAUUGCGGUAAAGCGUGAAGGGUUGGCACGGCGGGCCGGUAUUCGGGUGAAUGAUAUCAUCACAAAAAUCAACGAAACCCAUGCGGAGAAACUGACACUAGCGCAGGCACAGGAGCUGAUCGCAGAAUCGGGCCGCACGGUGAAAAUAUUCGUCAGCGGUGAUGUGGAUGAGGAUAGUGAAGAUGAGAUGACGGUGGAUUACUGGUUUAAGCCUUAUGGUUUCUUUUCCUCAGUAAAUGAAGCCGACCGUUCAAUGUUGGAUUGGGAGGCGCGUCUUCGUGCCAGCAGGAAUCCCGACAAAUGGAAUGGUGUAUGGCCGUGGAAUGAUCGCAAGAAGGUGGUCUACAAGGAGUCCAACUGCUAUAUGGUUCCGAGUGUAGCGGAAGAAACGCGCGAACGCGAGCUGAAGCUGCGAGCCACCGAGGAUCAGUACGAGAAGCAUUUGAAGAGUGAACGCGAACUGGCGGAAAAGAAGGCUGAAGAGGAGCGGUUAGCCGAGGAGGUACGUCGCGCCGAGGAAGAACGUCGAGCGGAGGAGGAACAAUUUUUCGCUACCUUUGAAGCGGAACAGAAAAAGCGACAGGAGGAGGAAGCGGCCAAACGGCUCCAGAGUGAAGCGGAACAGACCGGUACCGUAGAUGAAACGGGUGAACAGGAACCGACAGUGGCGGAUGCCGAAGCCGAUCAGUACAUUGAUGAGCUGAUGGAACAGGAAAAGGAUCUCGGAGAGGUCAGUACGGAUAUGAUCGAGCCAGAUGACAGCAGCACGACAAAUGCUUGAAUACGACUGUUCAAGUGAUUUUAUAUUGUAAGAUAUACAUUGGAAAUUGAAAAGGAAUAAAUACUGAUUAGGGUAUAACGUAUGUGAAUUACAAUUACAUCUUAAAUAAAAUAAACCACUGAUACAAGCAGUGCACGUAAUUAAA
Messenger RNA from Anopheles funestus (African malaria mosquito), 1269 nucleotides. RefSeq lists its product as uncharacterized. Gene Ontology annotation, biological process: actin cytoskeleton organization; muscle structure development. Gene Ontology annotation, cellular component: filamentous actin; adherens junction; stress fiber. The record is from RefSeq and is a predicted model, not a curated record. Gene Ontology annotation, molecular function: actin binding; muscle alpha-actinin binding. The coding region runs from base 162 to 1124 and encodes 320 amino acids. Lineage: Eukaryota; Metazoa; Arthropoda; Insecta; Diptera; Culicidae. The transcript is spliced from 5 exons.